GUUGACAAGGGCUCUGGCGAGGAGGGAAACCGAGUUUGUGUUGAUUCUUCAAGACUAAGAAAAGAAGUUUGUGGGCACAACAGGACCUAAGAGCGCUUCUUUUCCCAGCAAAGUUACCUCCAACUGCUAAGGUAACUUCAGCAGCCUCUCCACACACUUUUUGGACUUCUUUAUUUUUUAUUUUUACGGCUGGUGGGGUAGACUUUCGAGAAAAUCGGUUUAAAUGUAUAACAUGAUGGAAACCGAGCUGAAGCCCCCGGCGCCCCAGCCCAACACCGGGGGCACGGGGAACACCAACUCCUCGGGAAACAACCAGAAAAACAGCCCGGACCGCAUCAAGAGACCCAUGAACGCCUUCAUGGUGUGGUCGAGGGGACAGCGGCGGAAAAUGGCACAGGAGAACCCCAAAAUGCACAAUUCGGAAAUAAGUAAGCGACUCGGGGCCGAGUGGAAACUUCUGUCCGAGAGCGAGAAGCGACCAUUCAUCGACGAAGCCAAACGCCUUCGGGCUCUGCACAUGAAGGAACACCCGGAUUACAAAUACAGACCCCGGAGGAAAACCAAGACCCUGAUGAAGAAGGACAAGUACACCCUGCCGGGCGGGCUCCUGGCGCCGGGCGGCAACGGCAUGGGCGCCGGCGUGGGUGUAGGGGCCGGUUUGGGCGCCGGGGUCAACCAGAGGAUGGACAGCUACGCGCAUAUGAACGGCUGGACCAACGGAGGCUACGGCAUGAUGCAGGAGCAGCUGGGUUACCCGCAGCACCCGAGUUUGAACGCGCACAACACGGCGCAGAUGCAGCCCAUGCACCGCUACGACAUGAGCGCGCUCCAGUACAACUCCAUGACCAACUCGCAGACCUACAUGAACGGCUCGCCCACCUACAGCAUGUCCUAUUCGCAGCAAAGCACGCCGGGAAUGACGCUGGGCUCCAUGGGCUCGGUGGUCAAGUCCGAGUCUAGUUCGAGUCCGCCGGUGGUCACGUCGUCGUCUCAUUCCCGGGCCGGACAGUGCCAAACGGGGGACCUGCGGGACAUGAUCAGUAUGUACCUGCCCGGGGCGGAGGUGCAGGACCAGAGCGCUCAGAGCAGACUGCACAUGUCCCAACAUUACCAGAGCGCACCUGUGCCCGGUACGACGAUUAACGGCACGAUUCCCUUAUCGCAUAUGUAAAAUGAACUCUUUUUACUACACUGCUGGACUAUUUUUGUACAGAACACUUCUUUUGGGGAGGGAAAAAGUUGUAUAGAGCUCAAGGAAAGAACACAAAACUUUUGCUUUCUAUUUAAAAAACAAACAAACAAACAAACAAACAAACUAAAAAAAAGAGGAACGGUAGGAACUCCACACAGUUUUUGUUUUGUUCUCUUCUGAUUUAUUUUAUUAUUUUUUUAAUUUAGAUUUUUCAGUUCUGUUUUGUUUCCAAAAGGUGUAUGAGAUUUGGACAUGGUUGACAAGCGGGGGGAGAAUGAAUCAAAUGUUUUAUUAUUGCAAUCGACUUUUUGUACAGUAUUUAUCUAAAAAAAGAAGCGUAAUAACAACAACGAGAUGUAAUGUUUGUAAACAGCAGAAAGUUUUAAAAAAAUUAUAAAAAAUUGUGCAAGAAAUUGAUGCACAACUGAUGUUUACGUCAAAGUUUUGCAAAGGCUGACAUGAAAACUGGAUUUAAAGAGUUUCUCACUGAAGGUACAUAGUAAUAAAUCAUUAUUAUUAUUAUUAUUAUUAUUAUUAUUAUUAUUAUUAUUAUUAUUAUUAAGUUCUAAAUGAGAGAACGAACAGAGGCACUCUCCAGCUUUUUUUAAUUUCCACUUGAUUAUUUUCGGUCUCCCACUCUUCAUCUGUUAGAUAUAUGAAGUUUGUGUUCUUUAUUUUCUCAUGGUUUGUAAAUUUUCUGUACAUUUUCUGUGAUAUUUUAAGUUUUUAUUUUAAAACUUUCAUUUUUCGUAGUUGUAAAAUGUGGCCUGUACGCAGUUGCCAACGCUCCAUGUAUAUAUUUUAACUAAUAACAUCAUUAUAACAGUUACAAGAUGAGUUUUUUUUCCAAUGCAGUUUGAAAUGAAUAAAUUUUUGAAAUUUGGAUAUUUGAAA
This is a messenger RNA of Danio rerio (zebrafish), 2086 nucleotides long. It is a transcript of the gene sox2, whose product is annotated as SRY-box transcription factor 2. Gene Ontology annotation, biological process: regulation of DNA-templated transcription; animal gross anatomical part developmental process. The record is from RefSeq and is marked provisional. Gene Ontology annotation, cellular component: cytoplasm; nucleus. Lineage: Eukaryota; Metazoa; Chordata; Actinopteri; Cypriniformes; Danionidae.